Periconia digitata is the source of this 1448-nucleotide messenger RNA. Lineage: Eukaryota; Fungi; Ascomycota; Dothideomycetes; Pleosporales; Periconiaceae. The record is from the annotation of a GenBank genome assembly.
CCAACAAUUGCGUCUGAGGAUUUCUCCUUCCUUCCAAUCCAGUAUACCAUUCCACUUCUUCAUUUUCCAGACCUAUAACUGUCAUUCUUUACAGAAAGCUGUGCUUCUCGUCCACUCAUUCAUCAACUCGUCUACAUUUUUUCUUCGUAACGUCUCCGAUUACAAAAUUUUUCACAACAUCUUCCAAAACACACUACUCACCUAACAAUUAAAAAAAUGGGUGCUGUCUCGAAACUCUGCACACUCGCUCUCGUGGCUGGAUCCAUGGGUGUCAACGCAAACGGUCUGCAGCACGAAGCCCGCGAUCUCUCCGUCUCCGACCAGAUUCUCGCAAACACUCCCUUGGAUCUCCUGAGCAAGAUCCCCGACGAUGUAAUUGAGGGCCUCCCCAAGGACCUUAAGGAUAAGCUUUCUUUUGACGGCAAGAUCCCGGAAGAAAUCAAGGAUAAGAUCCCCACUGGUGUCAAGUCUAAGUUUGCGGGCAGACCAGGAUCCACUGGCACACCUUCGAAGUACCAUGGUGGUAAGCCUGGAUCUACUGGAACUGCACACAAGGGUCCCUUCUCCGAAUCCGACUCUGAUGAAACUGCGCCGAAAUACCCAAUCGGUAAACCCGAAUCUACUGGAGCUCCGUCCGAACUUCCAAUCUCCAAGCCCGGUCCUACCGGAAUCAGCUCGACAGGCACUGUAGCCGACUACCCCGUCGCUCGAGCCGCCACGACUAGCAGCGCCGCCUCAAAGUCGUCCGACAAAUCCGAGCACUAUAAAGCCGCCAAACCCCUCUCGGAAGAAAUCGUCAAAGGCGACAAAGGCACGCUCCGCUUAAAAGCCUACGACUGGGCCCAAGACGUCGUGCUACUAGAUAUGUACCCCUUCGCAGUCCAGUCCCGCCUGCGCUCCGAACUCAUCAAGCUCAUCCUCCUCAUACCCAAGACCGUCUCCCGCGAAGAAGCAGAGGGUAAGCUCCUCCUCCUCGUCGACCUCGUCUACGCAGAGCUCCCCGCCACAGACCUCAUCAAGCAGUUCGAACGCAACGCCGAUAUGUUCUCCAAGAAAACGGGCGUGCCCCCGCGUCCUGAGGUACGUCGUAGGGCGGAGGCCAAGGAGGAGAGCUGUAGCUGUACUUCGGCGGUUACGGUGACCGUGACAUUGCCUCCUAAGGCUCCUGCGACGUCUGCGGCUUCGAGCGUGGUGCCUCCCUCGUCGGUGAAUGCUACGGGGAGUGUUGUGCCGAGGCCCUCGAACCCGCCUGCGCAGCAGAACGGUACGAAUGGAACUGCGGCUUAUACCGGUGCUGCUGCGAGUGUUGGUGGAUCGGGUAUGAUGCAGACUGUUGGUGCCAUGGUUGUCGGGUCGUUGGUUGCUGCGUUUUUGUUGUAGAGUACUUGGAUUUUCUGAGGAGGGUUUGGGGGUGUAGAUAGAUUAUCGUAUUUCUCUGUGUAUAUAUU